AUGGAUACUAGUCGCGGCGCGCGCUGGGCGGCGGCGCUGGGGCUGCGCGGGGACGUUCUGGCGGCGCAGCGCGAGCGCUACGAGCGGCUGAAGCAGCACCUGGUGUUCCAGAUCGACGCGGCGGGCAUCACGGACCCGCUGAGCGCGAUCGCGGCCGCCACCGACGCAGCUUCAAGCAGCCACGACCAUGGCCACGACCACAGCUGGAGCCAGUACUUCACGGACGAGGGCCUGCUGGAGGAGAUCAACACGGACCUGGACCGCCUCUUCCCGGCGGGCAACGAGGGCUUCUUCCAGAACGAGAUCUACCUCAGCACGCUGCGCCACGUGCUGUUCGUCUGGUGCAGGCUGCACCCGGACGUGGCCUACCGCCAAGGGAUGCACGACGUGGUCGCUGUGGUGCUCUACGCCUUCUUGCAGGAUCAAGAGGAGCAGGAGACGGAGGUAAUUGAGGAGAAGAAACUCCGGCAACAUGCCGAGGCGGACACUUUCCUGGUGUUUGAGGCUGUCAUGCUGUUCCUGAAGCCAUUUUAUGAAAUUGUCAAGACGAGACCCGAGGCGCCGACGGGUUCCGCGGCGCGGGAUGGCAGUAGACUGUUUGAUAACUUCACCCUGAAGGAGAACGACGCUGGGAAUGCCGCCUAUGGACUGCAGACGAGGGACGGAGGCAAGCAGCCAGCGCUGCAUCGACUGUGCCACCAUGUGCAGUACGAGCUGCUGCAGCAGAAGGACCCGCAGCUUUACUACCAUUUGCAGAACCUGGAGAUUGUGCCGGAGACGUACUGUUUGCGCUGGAUUCGCUUGUUGUUUGCUCGAGAGUACGCGUUGAAAGAGUUACUGUGUAUUUGGGACGCGAUGAUUCUGGAUGCGAGUCGGGAGGCUAUCGACUUCCCGAAGAUCAACAUGACGGACAAGUCCGAUAACGACUUGCUGCAGCUGCCCAAGCUGGUCACGAAGAAUGAAGACGCGUCGUGGAUCGGCUUCCCAUUGCUGCGUUACAUCUGUGUUGCGAGGUUGCUGCAGAUGUCGUCGCUAUUGCGCCAGUCGGAUAAUACUGGCUGCUUGCGCCUGCUCAUGCGCGCGUACCAAGAGGAGGAGGCUAAUGGUUCUGGUUUGGAGAGGAAAACACAGGCGCUGGAGCUGACGAAGUUUGCCAAGAUCCUGCAAAACCCAAUGAUGGAGGAAACGCAGCACAAGAAUACUGUCGGUUCGAACGAGGAAAAUGGAGAAAAGGAUACGUUUGGGGAGAUAGAAGUUGUUCAGUUUCAAGAAGGCUCACUUGGUAUAAUUCUGACGGCGGCUGGAGCUCCUUUUGAAGAUCGACUGGCGGUGAAAUCCUUCACGAAAGACCCAACCUCGAGCGAUGGUGUGGGCCAGGCAGAAGCUAGCGACAAAGUUCACCUUGGCGAUUUACUGCAGUCGAUUAAUGGUGUACCUAUCGUGGGGGUGACUACCGAAGAAGUGAAGCGCCGACUCCAGCUAAUCGACCGUCCGAUUUACAUGGGGUUUUGCCAUUGUGGUGAGGCUUAUGGCGACGCCGAUGUUACUACUUCCGAGGACUCUGAAGCUGUCGACGCCUCGGAUGCAACAGGCUCUUCAUUGGCCACAGAUACGGCGCUGUCCGAGCUAGUGCAACCAGUGUUUUUGCCCGGCGAGCUUUGCUACGCUAACGUCGAGACUAGCAUGCAGCGACUUGUGCUCUCUCACGACGGAUCGUGCCUAUCUCACUACAUUAGCGGGAAGCUGUUCAUUACAAACUACCGGUGCUUUUUCACGCGCCUGCUCGGUCGCGGAGAAAUUGACUGGCAGAUCCCGGUCCUUUCGAUAGCCUCAAUUGACCGUGUUGACCCUCGUGCGAUUCCGUUGGGUACGGGUGCUACUGGUCUAUCGCUGGAGAAUGUGCAAGUCGCGCUGGGUUUUGUUCCAGAUGACUCGUACAAGGUUGUGAUUCGUUGUAAAGAUACUCAAGUGGCGCGACUAUCGAUUUCGGACCAUGGCGAGUACAGCAAGCUUGUGAAGUGCUUGAGCUUCCUGGCGUUCCCGAAAAGCCUGCUAGAUGCAUUUUGCUUCGCGUAUUCUCCAACUGUGGCGCCAUCCGAAGAAGUACAGUUUGAUAUUCGUCAGGAGUACGGGCGCAUCGGUUUGCUUUCGAUGCCCGACCACCUGCGCUGCAUCGACCAGUCUCCCAAGUACACGCUGUGUGAUACGUAUCCGCGGCAUCUUAUCGUGCCUGCCGACAUCUCGGACGUUCGCCUGAAAGCAGCAGCUACGUUCCGGUCGCACCAACGGCUACCUGUCGUGAGCUGGAUCCACCGCGACAACGGAGCUACAAUCGUUCGGUCGAGCCAACCGCUUGUGGGUUUGAAGUCUGCACGCAGUGGAGAAGAUGAACUGCUCGUUCAGCUGCUGUGCUGUUCUAGCAACAAGAAAGCGUUCGGACGCUACGUGAUCAUGGAUGCUCGCAGUCAACUUGCCGCCGUGGGCAAUAAGGCCAUGGGAAAAGGUACGGAGAUCUCGAGCAACUACCGCGGAGCUAAGCUCAUGUUCAUGAACGUCGAGAACAUUCACUCGGUGCGGCAGUCGCAACUCGCACUUGCAGCAAUCUUCGAGCCCAAGAAGAGCGCGAGCGAGGACACGUCCAGCAGCUUCUACGGACGAAUCGACAGUUCUGGUUGGCUACGCCAUGUGCGUCUGCUUCUUAAGGCGUCGGUGGAGCUGGCACACACAGUGAACAGUGGCACGUCGGUGUUGACGCACUGCAGCGAUGGCUGGGACCGUACGGCGCAAAUGGUAGCAUUGGCCGAGCUCAUGCUGGAUCCGUACUACCGUACACUACGUGGAUUCCAGGUAUUGGUGGAGAAGGAGUGGUGUAGCUUCGGCCACCAGUUCGCUUUGAGGAGUGGCCACGCUCGCAGUGACGUCUCGAAUGAGCAACGCUCGCCUGUGUUCCUGCUCUGGUUGGACUGCGUUUGGCAGUACAUUCGCCAGUACCCUACGGAAUGCGAGUUCAACGAGAGCUUUCUGCUCACGCUUGCUGACCACGUCUACUCGUGCAAAUUCGGGACGUUCAUGUUCGACUGCGAGCGCCAACGGAAGGACUUCUUUGCCAAGCACCGCGUGUUCUCGAUCUGGAGCGAGAUCAACAGCCAGAGCGAGCGCUUCACGAACCACAUGUACGCGCCCAGCGACCAGGCCACGGUGCUGUCGCCCAGCACGCUCUCCAAGAACAUCAAGCUAUGGAAGGGCUACUUCUGCCGCUGGGACCCGACCGUCAUCCCUCCCGUCCCUGCUACUACGAUCACCAUGGCGCUUCCUCCUCCGCCGGCGCUGGCCGCCGUGGCGGCCCCCUGGGUCCUCAUGUUCAUCUUCGUGGUCUGGGCGUUCGUGCGCGGCUUGAGCUGCUCGGUCCCUCGUGCUGCGCGUGGAGAGACCAAGGGACUUCGCGUGGGGUUCCUGCACCCGGACUUCGGCAUCGGCGGCGCCGAGAACCUCGUGGUCAACGCGGCGGUGGCGCUGCAGCAGCGCGGCGCUCACGUGACCGUGUUCACGGCCCACCACGACGUGAACCACUGCUUCGAAGAGACGCGCGGCGACGGGCCGCUGGCGGCGCAUGUGCGCGUGCACGGCGACUGGCUGCCGCGCACGAUCCUGGGCAAGCUCUACGCGUUCUGCGCCGUGGUGCGCGUGCUGCUCGUGACGCUGUGCGUGGCGGUGUACUACAUCAACGACCUGGACGUGUUCGUGGUGGACCAAGUGUCCAUCUCCAUCCCGUUCCUGCGCGCGCUGGGCAAGCCUGUGCUCUUCUACGGCCACUUCCCGGACAAGCUGCUCUGCAUCCGCUCGGACUCGCCCUGGAAGCGGCUGUACCGCGUGCCGCUGGAUUAUUUGGAGGAGAUCACGACGGCGGCGUCCGAUAUCAUUGUGGCCAACAGCAAGUUCUCGCGCGGGGUCUUCCAGGAGGUUUUCCCGCGUCUGCAGUCCAAGACGCUCGGUGUGCUGUACCCGCCUGUUGAUGUCAAGGCGUAUAAAGCUACUGCUGAGGCAGAUGUGGAGCGCGACUCCGGUCUCUUUGUGUCGCUGAACCGCUUCGAGCGUAAGAAGAACGUGGCUCUGGCCAUCGAAGCGCUCGUGGAGCUGCGCAACCGACUGCCAAGCGACGAGUUCCAGCGUGUUAAGCUCAUUGUCGCUGGAGGAUACGACCCGCUCAACGCUGAGAACAAGGAACACCUGAUUGAGCUUCAAGAUGUGGUAGCCAAGCACAGCCUUGGAGAGCACGUGGAGUUCCGUACGUCCGUGUCGAACUCCAUGAAGCUAGAGCUGCUGCGCAAGGCUCAUGCCAUUCUGUACACACCCAACCGUGAGCACUUUGGCAUCGUCCCCGUCGAGGCCAUGGCUUGUGGUACUCCCGUUGUGGCCGUGAGCUCUGGCGGUCCUCUGGAGUCCAUCGCCGAUGGCGAGACGGGCUUCCUAUGCCAGCAGAAGCCUGAGGCUUUCGCUGAGGUCAUGGCAGAGCUCUGCGGACCCAAGCACAGCAUCAGGGUUGUCGAGAUGGGCGCGUGCGGCAGACUCCGGGCUCAGAAGCUGUUCUCUCUGGAAACCUUUGGCGACACCCUGCUCGAUCUGGUGAACCAGGCCGUGUACGGCGAGAAAUCGGCGUAG
Messenger RNA from Phytophthora sojae, 4659 nucleotides. RefSeq lists its product as hypothetical. The transcript has 6 exons. Lineage: Eukaryota; Oomycota; Peronosporomycetes; Peronosporales; Peronosporaceae. The record is from RefSeq and is a predicted model, not a curated record. The coding region runs from base 1 to 4659 and encodes 1552 amino acids. Gene Ontology annotation, molecular function: protein binding; glycosyltransferase activity.